ACUCACACUCCGCAGCAACUGGGUUUGUUUAUAAGACAGUUUGCUGAAAUAAAAGAUGUAAAGAGAAUUCCUGUUUCACGUGGGAGUCUCUCAUCAAAAUUUAUCUCGAUUUCUGACGCUUACGCACAGGGUGCACUGUUGAUGUCGAAUGAGGCUAUGGCAUUUGCGGAUCUUCUCAAUGGUUUAAAUGUCAUUGACUUCUGCUUUGUUCUGAAAGAUAAUUUGUCUCUACUUGAUGCUCCAUUGGCUCCUAUUGACUAUCAGUGGUGCAUAGAUCCACAUUCCAGUAAUGGUUCAUCAGAAGAAAGCCACACUCAACAUGGGUUUGAAAAGUGUCUUUCAUCGUUGAUUGAGCAAAAGAGUUAUUUGGAGGAGGCUGUGUCAACGGCUCGAUCUCGUCUGGAUGAACUGGACAAGGAGGUGACCACUUUGACAUCUGAAAAUUCUACUCUUCGAGAAGUUAAGGCUGAUAUGGAAGCCGAAAUUUCCAAGCUGGGAGAGGAGAACAAUAGGUUAUCUAGUCUCCUCCAGGAGGUGCAAAGUGAACUAGAGGUUGUUCGUGAGACCUUCAAACAUUCAAGCUUAUCUCUGGAUACGCAGAACCUGGAACUUGAACGCCAGCUGAACGAGGAGAAGAGGCGUAGACUUGCUUCCGAAGAAUCUCUUGCCCACGAGAGGGAAGCCAGAUGUGCUGCUGAAACCGAGUUGACACGUUUAAAGACAUUGAGCAGUGAAAGGGAAACUUGUCUGACGGAGUAUAGAAGUCAAAUUGCAGCUAUGGUAGCUUUGAACAAGGGAUUUUCUGAAAAGCUUCGGAGUGUAUCGGCUGAACUCGAGGCCAGCAAUAAGCGUGCCGGUGACCUUCAAGAAAAGAUGGAUGGAAUGUCAUCUGUAUUGGCGGGUAUGAAUGAAAGGUGUAAUCAUCUAAAGGAGGAAAAAGUGGCAAAUGAAAAGUCUCUGCAAGAAGCGAUUGACCGCGCCAAUCAGGCGGAUCGAAUGUGUGUCCAAUUGCAGGCUGAUCUUGAGGCGAAUCGAGAGUUCACGCAGAACUUACAAUCGCAGCUGGAUGAGGUCUACGUUGAUCUGGCCAGUGUUAAAGCACUGCAAGAGAACUUGGACAGGAAGAGUCAGUGUAUCACAAGCGUUUGUUUCGUGAUCUUCAGUGUUGUUGCUGUUGUCUCUUCAGAUUAA
This is a messenger RNA of Hydatigera taeniaeformis, 1191 nucleotides long. NCBI's taxonomy places the organism in Eukaryota, Metazoa, Platyhelminthes, Cestoda, Cyclophyllidea, Taeniidae. The record is from the annotation of a GenBank genome assembly.